Messenger RNA from Otolemur garnettii (small-eared galago), 3586 nucleotides. It is a transcript of the gene DHX36, whose product is annotated as DEAH-box helicase 36. The record is from RefSeq and is a predicted model, not a curated record. Gene Ontology annotation, molecular function: G-quadruplex RNA binding; DNA helicase activity; ATP binding. Gene Ontology annotation, cellular component: nucleus; intracellular anatomical structure; cytoplasm. The transcript has 25 exons. The coding region runs from base 72 to 3068 and encodes 998 amino acids. Lineage: Eukaryota; Metazoa; Chordata; Mammalia; Primates; Galagidae.
GCACUCGCUUCCGGGCCCGGACGCCAUUUCUAGCGGUUGUGGUUUCUCACGGAUUGUAUUCCGCUAGGACAAUGAGCGAUGAUCACCAUCGGAACUGGGGCCGCGAUGGGGAUCCCCGCAGCUCCAGUGAGAACUAUGAACGGGGCCCUGGAGGGAGUCACGGAGGUAGCCGAGGCUCCGGAGGCGGCGGGGGCGGCGGCGGUCGAGGCGGCAGGGGCCGGCAUCCCGGGCAUCUGAAAGGCCGCGAAAUCGGCUUGUGGUACGCGAAAAAGCAGGGACAGAAGAAUAAGGAAGCGGAGAGAAAGGAGAGAGCUGUCGUACACAUGGAUCAACGGCGAGAAGAACAGAUUGUGCAGCUGCUGAAUUCUGUCCAAGCUAAGAAUGAUAAAGAUUCAGAAGCACAUAUAUCUUGGUUUGCUCCCGAGGAUCAUGGAUAUGGUAGUGAAGUUUCUGCUAAAAACAAACCAAGCUCAGAGAAGAAACAUGAUAACCAGGAUAAGAAAUUUAUAGACCAAGAAAAAAGGACAUUUAGAAUUAGUAACAAAUCAUAUAUUGACCGAGAUUCUGAGUAUCUCUUGCAAGAAAAUGAACCAGAUGUAACCUUAGACCAACAAUUACUGGAAGAUUUACAAAAGAAGAAAAGUGACCCUCGGUAUAUCGAGAUGCAGCAUUUCAGAGAAAAGCUGCCUUCAUAUGGAAUGCAAAAGGAAUUGGUAAAUUUAAUUGAUAACCAUCAGGUGACGGUAAUAAGUGGUGAAACUGGUUGUGGAAAAACCACUCAAGUUACUCAGUUCAUUUUGGAUAGCUACAUUGAGAGACGAAAAGGAUCUGCUUGCAGGAUAGUUUGUACCCAGCCAAGAAGAAUUAGUGCCAUUUCAGUUGCAGAGAGAGUGGCUGCAGAAAGGGCAGAAUCUUGUGGCAAUGGUAAUAGUACUGGAUACCAAAUUCGUCUCCAGAGCCGGUUGCCAAGGCAACAGGGUUCUAUCUUAUACUGUACAACAGGAAUUAUCCUGCAGUGGCUCCAAUCAGACCCACAUUUGUCCAGUGUCAGUCAUAUUGUACUUGAUGAGAUUCAUGAAAGAAAUCUACAGUCAGAUGUUCUAAUGACUGUUAUGAAAGAUCUUCUCAACUUUCGAUCUGACCUCAAAGUAAUAUUAAUGAGUGCAACAUUGAAUGCUGAGAAAUUUUCAGAAUAUUUUGGUAACUGUCCAAUGAUACACAUACCCGGUUUUACUUUUCCAGUUGUGGAGUAUCUUUUGGAAGAUAUAAUUGAAAAAGUAAAGUAUGUUCCAGAAGAAAAAGAACAGAGAUCCCAGUCUAAGAGGGGUUUCAUGCAAGGGCAUGUAAAGAGGCAAGAUAAAGAAGAAAAAGAAGCGAUCUAUAAAGAACGCUGGCCAGAUUACCUAAGAGAACUGCGGACAAAGUAUUCUGCAAGUACAGUAGAUGUUAUAAAAACGAUGGAUGAUGAUAAAGUUGAUCUGAAUUUGAUUGCUGCUCUUAUCCGAUACAUUGUUUUGGAAGAAGAGGAUGGUGCAAUAUUGGUCUUUCUACCAGGUUGGGACAAUAUCAGCACUUUACAUGAUCUUUUGAUGUCACAAGUGAUGUUUAAAUCAGAUAAGUUUCUAAUUAUACCUUUACAUUCACUGAUGCCCACAGUUAAUCAGACACAGGUGUUUAAAAAAACCCCUCCUGGCGUUCGGAAAAUAGUAAUUGCUACCAACAUUGCUGAGACUAGCAUUACCAUAGAUGACGUAGUUUAUGUGAUAGAUGGAGGAAAAAUAAAAGAGACACACUUUGACACUCAGAACAACAUCAGUACGAUGUCUGCUGAGUGGGUUAGUAAAGCUAAUGCCAAACAGAGGAAAGGUCGUGCUGGAAGAGUUCAGCCUGGUCAUUGCUAUCAUCUCUAUAAUGGUCUUAGAGCGAGUCUUCUAGAUGACUAUCAACUGCCAGAAAUUUUGAGAACACCUUUGGAAGAACUCUGUUUACAGAUAAAGAUUUUAAAGCUAGGUGGAAUUGCUUAUUUUCUGAGUAGGUUAAUGGAUCCACCAUCGAGUGAGGCAGUGCUGCUCUCCAUAAGACACCUGGUAGAACUGAACGCUUUAGAUAAACAGGAAGAAUUGACACCUCUUGGAGUCCACUUAGCACGAUUACCAGUUGAGCCACAUAUUGGAAAAAUGAUUCUUUUUGGAGCUCUGUUCUGUUGCUUAGACCCCGUACUCACUAUUGCUGCUAGCCUCAGCUUCAAAGAUCCCUUCGUCAUUCCCUUGGGAAAAGAAAAGAUUGCAGAUGCAAGAAGAAAAGAAUUAGCAAAGGAUACUAGAAGUGACCAUCUGACAGUUGUGAAUGCAUUUGAGGGCUGGGAAGGAGCUCGGCGUCGUGGAUUCAGAUAUGAAAAAGACUAUUGCUGGGAAUAUUUUUUGUCUUCAAACACACUGCAGAUGCUGCAUAACAUGAAAGGACAGUUUGCUGAGCAUCUUCUCGGAGCUGGAUUUGUAACCAAUCGAAACCCUAAAGAUCCAGAAUCCAAUAUAAAUUCAGAUAAUGAGAAGAUAAUUAAAGCUGUCAUCUGUGCUGGUUUAUAUCCCAAAGUUGCUAAAAUACGACUAAAUUUUGGUAAAAAAAGAAAAAUGGUGAAAGUUUACACAAAAACGGAUGGCGUAGUUGCUAUUCAUCCUAAAUCUGUGAAUGUGGAGCAAACAGACUUUCACUACAACUGGCUUAUCUAUCACCUGAAGAUGAGAACAAGUAGUAUAUACUUAUAUGACUGCACAGAGGUUUCGCCAUACUGUCUCUUGUUCUUUGGAGGUGAUAUUUCUAUCCAGAAGGAUAAUGAUCAGGAAACUAUUGCUGUAGAUGAAUGGAUUGUCUUUCAGUCUCCAGAAAGAAUUGCCCAUCUUGUUAAGGAAUUAAGAAAGGAACUAGAUACUCUUCUGCAAGAGAAGAUCGAAAGUCCUCAUCCUGUAAAUUGGAAGGAUACUAAGUCCAGAGACUGUGCAGUACUGUCAGCUAUUAUAGACUUGAUCAAAACUCAGGAAAAGGCAACUCCCAGGAACUUUCCACCAUGAUUCCAGGAUGGAUAUUGCAGCUGACAACUUGACAACUUUUCUGUGGUGGCCUAAAAAGCCAGUUUGACAGCCAUCCCCAUCAUAGUUUUAAAUUUUUGGCAAGAUGUCAAACCCUGGGACAUGACUAAUUUUCCUUUGUAAGGUAGAAAUCUUCAGUAGGUAGUAAAGACUUAAUGUGCAUGAUUUAAUGAUACCUGUAACUAUUAUAAAUAUACCAUAAAAAGCAGUAUGUUCUCUGGUCAUAUACUCUGUUGUGGUAUAUCGACAGUAUAUUCCCCUCAUAUAAAUUGAGUAUUGUACCACUUGAGAAAUUUCUUUGUUCUGUUAUACAAAAUUAGUCUUUCUAUCCAUAAUGAUUUGAGUAUGGAUCCAGUAAAAAUAGAAUGGUUAGCCAAAAAGCAGUGUCAAGUAAGCAUUUGAAUAUAACCAUAUUUUUUAAAUGAAACUUCUAUCAGAAGUAAAUUAAGUUGUUGUAAUAAAGUUCAUUAUUUAAUAAAAUGUACAAUGUGUAAAUCUCA